Prorocentrum cordatum is the source of this 1182-nucleotide messenger RNA. The record is from the annotation of a GenBank genome assembly. Lineage: Eukaryota; Dinophyceae; Prorocentrales; Prorocentraceae.
AUGUGCCGCAACGUGUUCUUGAAGGGCGAAGUUCGGGAUAUAGUUGCUUCUGAUGCGACGGGUGUCGCUGUUCACCACUCGGAACCAGAUGCGUCGCGGCUGCAGCCGAUGACGGCGCCGUUGCUCGAUGCCAUCUGCAACAGAUUGAUCGAAGGGGUCAACAUCAUGAACAAGGGCGAGUUCCAGGAGUUGGAGCGCCGACUUGGCUGGAACUGGGACCCCCAUUUGCCUGAGCGGGUUCGGGAACUCAAGCCGCUCGAGACAGUCAUGUUUGAUUGGAUGCAUUGUAUUUUCGUCAACGGUACAUAUAACAUUCUGGUGUUCCAAAUGUUUCGAAGGUUGAAGGGUUACUGGGCGCGCGCAGACGCAUAUUUCCAGGACUGGUCGUUUCCAGGGUGCCACUCCAUCUCCCCCGACACGUGCGCGAUCUUCGGCGAGAAGCGCGUGAGGCGUCAGGCAGACGCGGAUAAGCUGCAGGCUGCGGUUAACAUGUUUUUGCUGUCAUACAGCAGCGUCUUUGGCAAGGAAACGAUGGCGCAGAAGUUCCAUUACCUGCACCACUUCGCCAACUACGUGAGGCGUUGGGGCCAUGUGGCGCUGCCGUCGUGCUGGGUUUUGGAGCGCAAGCACAAGACCAGCAAGCGCUUUGCGAACGCUCUUCAGGCGGGGGCUGCAGCCUCCAGCGGCUGGGACGCCAAUGUCCUGAAGAGCGUCACCGAGCGGCACCUGUGGCAGCUCAUGGAUGGCGACACCUUUAAGGUUAACUGCCUGGUUAACGCCACCAGGCCGUCCAAGGCCAUCUCGCGCGAACUGCUGCAGCAGUUCGGGCCUGCGGACUUUGUUACGUCCGCUGCAGCGCGGUGCCGCUACCACGACGUCAAAUACGGCGACGUCGUGCUGUUGGAGGACGGAGGAGGGGAACACAUUGCGGCCGAGGUGUUGAAACACCUCUCCUUCACCAAGAACGGCCACUACUAUGGCUUGAGCUUGGUCCUGCCCUACUUCUUCAAGGAGAAGCUGCACCCGCGCGCCUCCGCGCACGUGCUUGGCGGCGAUGCCGACGCCUUUUGGGCGCACACGGCGAGCAUCGUGUGCUCGCUCGCGUGGGCGCCGCGCGAGGGCGGCGGCAUCCGAGUGGCGCGCCCGAUAUGGUCGCAGCCGCGGUGGUGCGCUUUAGCCUAA